Messenger RNA from Engraulis encrasicolus (European anchovy), 2196 nucleotides. RefSeq names its product matrix metallopeptidase 25b (gene mmp25b). The transcript has 10 exons. The record is from RefSeq and is a predicted model, not a curated record. Gene Ontology annotation, cellular component: extracellular matrix. Lineage: Eukaryota; Metazoa; Chordata; Actinopteri; Clupeiformes; Engraulidae. Gene Ontology annotation, biological process: collagen catabolic process; extracellular matrix organization; proteolysis. Bases 97 to 1812 code for a protein of 571 amino acids. Gene Ontology annotation, molecular function: metalloendopeptidase activity; zinc ion binding.
CCUAAUUAUCGCGAGCUACUUGAUUUUUUAGAAGAAAUAUUUAGUUUUAAGGGGCACCUACUCAAGUAACCUUCAAGCUUUUUGAAAACCGGUUGAAUGUCAACAAUGAACCUACUAUGGCACUUGACAAGUACUGUAUUAUUGUGGAUGUGGACCUUCGUUGAGUCAGCGGACCCGAACCAAUAUUCUCGGGGUGUGGACUGGCUGAGCCGUUAUGGGUACCUGCCCCCACCUGACCCCAAACUCGGGAGACUGCAGUCCAAAGAGGGCAUAGAGCAAGCCAUCCGAGAGAUGCAGAGGUUCGGAGGCAUCGAACAAACUGGAAAAUUGGACGAGAAGACGUUAGCACUGAUGUCUAAACCUCGCUGCUCGUUACCCGACAUCAUGGGUUCAGAGGAUGUGAUGAAGAGGAGGAGGAGGAGGAAGAGGUAUGCCCUAUCCGAACAGAAGUGGGGGAAGGAGAAGAUCACAUGGAGCCUCUCCAACAAACCCACACGGAGCAGGAACCUGAACGACCCAGAGACGGUGAAAACCAUCAUGGGGUACGCCCUGAAGCCCUGGAGGGACGUCACCCCACUGGAGUUCCAGGAGGUGGAGGCGCACAGGGGAGCGGAGGCCGAUCUUGAGAUCUCCUUCGACCGCGCUCACCAUGAUGACGGGUACCCAUUCGACGGGCGGGGCGGCACGCUCGCUCACGCCUUUUUCCCGGGCGAAAGCCGCAUCUCGGGAAACACCCACUUUGACGAUGACGAGGAGUGGGGCUUUCAAGAUACCAGUGGGCAGUCUACGGACCUGUUCACGGUGGCAGUGCAUGAGUUUGGUCACGCGCUGGGCUUGGGUCACUCGGCUGUCUCGGGAUCCAUCAUGGCCCCGUACUACGCCGGCCCCGCCACAAGGGACAUCAGAUCCUACCGCCUGCCUCAGGACGACACGCAAGGCAUCCAGCAACUCUAUGGACCAAGAGAUCCCAAGAGCCCAAACCUUCCAAACCCUGGUCUGCCUGACCUGCCAAAGCCCCCUCCGCCCCAUGGCACGCCUGUGCCUGACCCAACUGUUAAAGAUCGCUGUGGCGGAAGUUUUGAUGCAGUUGCAAACAUCCGAGGCGAGGUUUUCUUCUUCAAAGGUAAAUUCUUCUGGAGGAGGGAGCACAGUGGCUCCUUGCUCUCGCUGGCUCCAGCCGAGAUCAAGAACUUCUGGAUCGGCCUUCCAGACAACAAUCAGAAGAUCGAUGCUGUCUAUGAACGCAGUGACAGUAAAAUCAUCUUCUUCAGCGGAUCAAACUACUGGGUGUUCGAGAACACCAAAGCCCUGCCGGGCUACCCUCGGCACAUCAGUGACUGGGGCAUGAAGCACUCAGAUGGGCGUCCUGUCACCAGCGUAGAGGCGGCGUUCGUCUGGGCCCAUAACGGACGCACCUUCCUCUUCAGCGGAGGUGAAUUCUGGGGCUUCUCCAAUGGCAAAGAUAUCCAGCUGCAGGGGCCGGACGAGGGUUACCCCAAAGGAGCGUCCCUCUGGAAGGGGAUGCCCAGCCACCCGGACGACAUCAUUAGCUACAGAGAAGGAAACACAUAUUUCUUCAAGGGAAACUCCUUCUGGAAGAUUGAGAAGGGCCGAUUGGAUCAGGAGGAGGUCAAGGAGGAAUCUACAGCCAUUGAGUGGAUGAAGUGUGACAAGGGGGCAGUGCCUACUCGACCGCCAGGGAAGGAGGACUGUGUGUGCAACAUCACUGGAUCAUCCGCUGAUGAGUGGAGUAGAGCUACAUUCCAGUCUGUUGUUUUGAUCGCUGUAAUGAUCCUUGUGCAGCUCUUAUGAUUGUUGUGACAGCCUUAUGGUGACUUGUUGCAGCUUUUUACACACAUGCGUACAAAACGCACACACACACACACAUACACGAGCACGAGCACGCGUGCACACACACAGACACACACAAACACACACACACACACACACACACACACACAGACGGACGGAUUAUUUAUAAAGACCAAUUGCACUGGGGCACGACCAACCAUGUAUGACCAGUGAAGGGGCACUACACGACACAAGAUUUAACAAUGUUUUUCAUAAAGGGGAUACCAAGUUAAAGCAUAAUGUCACCAAUGCAACAAUGUAGGACCAAUUCCGGGCUCCUAAAUGGGCAGGACUUCCCCACUGAACUAUAUUAAUUCUGAAUCGCCACUUGUCUCCUAAACGGGC